Messenger RNA from Schistosoma guineensis, 2067 nucleotides. The record is from the annotation of a GenBank genome assembly. NCBI's taxonomy places the organism in Eukaryota, Metazoa, Platyhelminthes, Trematoda, Strigeidida, Schistosomatidae.
AUGAACUUGGAUUUGUUUCGAGUUAGAUCAUCAUCAUCAUCAUCAUCAUCAUCAUCAUCAUCAUCAUCAUCAUCAUCAUCAUCAUCAUCAUCAUCAUCAUCAUCAUCAUCAUCAUCAUCAUCAUCAUCAUCAUCAUCAUCAUCAUCAUCAUCAUCAUCAUCAUCAUCAUCAUCAUCAUCAUCAUCAUCAUCAUCAUCAUCAUCAUCAUCAUCAUCAUCAUCAUCAUCAUCAUCAUCAUCAUCAUCAUCAUCAUCAUCAUCAUCAUCAUCAUCAUCAUCAUCAUCAUCAUCAUCAUCAUCAUCAUCAUCAUCAUCAUCAUCAUCAUCAUCAUCAUCAUCAUCAUCAUCAUCAUCAUCAUCAUCAUCAUCAUCAUCAUCAUCAUCAUCAUCAUCAUCAUCAUCAUCAUCAUCAUCAUCAUCAUCAUCAUCAUCAUCAUCAUCAUCAUCAUCAUCAUCAUCAUCAUCAUCAUCAUCAUCAUCAUCAUCAUCAUCAUCAUCAUCAUCAUCAUCAUCAUCAUCAUCAUCAUCAUCAUCAUCAUCAUCAUCAUCAUCAUCAUCAUCAUCAUCAUCAUCAUCAUCAUCAUCAUCAUCAUCAUCAUCAUCAUCAUCAUCAUCAUCAUCAUCAUCAUCAUCAUCAUCAUCAUCAUCAUCAUCAUCAUCAUCAUCAUCAUCAUCAUCAUCAUCAUCAUCAUCAUCAUCAUCAUCAUCAUCAUCAUCAUCAUCAUCAUCAUCAUCAUCAUCAUCAUCAUCAUCAUCAUCAUCAUCAUCAUCAUCAUCAUCAUCAUCAUCAUCAUCAUCAUCAUCAUCAUCAUCAUCAUCAUCAUCAUCAUCAUCAUCAUCAUCAUCAUCAUCAUCAUCAUCAUCAUCAUCAUCAUCAUCAUCAUCAUCAUCAUCAUCAUCAUCAUCAUCAUCAUCAUCAUCAUCAUCAUCAUCAUCAUCAUCAUCAUCAUCAUCAUCAUCAUCAUCAUCAUCAUCAUCAUCAUCAUCAUCAUCAUCAUCAUCAUCAUCAUCAUCAUCAUCAUCAUCAUCAUCAUCAUCAUCAUCAUCAUCAUCAUCAUCAUCAUCAUCAUCAUCAUCAUCAUCAUCAUCAUCAUCAUCAUCAUCAUCAUCAUCAUCAUCAUCAUCAUCAUCAUCAUCAUCAUCAUCAUCAUCAUCAUCAUCAUCAUCAUCAUCAUCAUCAUCAUCAUCAUCAUCAUCAUCAUCAUCAUCAUCAUCAUCAUCAUCAUCAUCAUCAUCAUCAUCAUCAUCAUCAUCAUCAUCAUCAUCAUCAUCAUCAUCAUCAUCAUCAUCAUCAUCAUCAUCAUCAUCAUCAUCAUCAUCAUCAUCAUCAUCAUCAUCAUCAUCAUCAUCAUCAUCAUCAUCAUCAUCAUCAUCAUCAUCAUCAUCAUCAUCAUCAUCAUCAUCAUCAUCAUCAUCAUCAUCAUCAUCAUCAUCAUCAUCAUCAUCAUCAUCAUCAUCAUCAUCAUCAUCAUCAUCAUCAUCAUCAUCAUCAUCAUCAUCAUCAUCAUCAUCAUCAUCAUCAUCAUCAUCAUCAUCAUCAUCAUCAUCAUCAUCAUCAUCAUCAUCAUCAUCAUCAUCAUCAUCAUCAUCAUCAUCAUCAUCAUCAUCAUCAUCAUCAUCAUCAUCAUCAUCAUCAUCAUCAUCAUCAUCAUCAUCAUCAUCAUCAUCAUCAUCAUCAUCAUCAUCAUCAUCAUCAUCAUCAUCAUCAUCAUCAUCAUCAUCAUCAUCAUCAUCAUCAUCAUCAUCAUCAUCAUCAUCAUCAUCAUCAUCAUCAUCAUCAUCAUCAUCAUCAUCAUCAUCAUCAUCAUCAUCAUCAUCAUCAUCAUCAUCAUCAUCAUCAUCAUCAUCAUCAUCAUCAUCAUCAUCAUCAUCAUCAUCAUCAUCAUCAUCAUCAUCAUCAUCAUCAUCAUCAUCAUCAUCAUCAUCAUCAUCAUCAUCAUCAUCAUCAUCAUCAUCAUCAUCAUCAUCAUCAUCAUCAUCAUCAUCAUCAUCAUCAUCAUCAUCAUCAUCAUCAUCAUCAUCAUCAUCAUCAUCAUCAUCAUCAUCAUCAUCAUCGUACACUUCUUGA